AUGUGCUCUCAGGUGAUCAUCAGUGAAACCAAUAUGAUGGACUACCCCUGUGGACCCAGGUUCUACACUGGCCCCCAUGGCCUCAGGACCCAGAAAGUGAUUUCUGGCCUGUGUGUGUGUGCCUGUCGUGUUUACUCAGAACAUCUGCACACGCGUUCCUUCCUUGACUGUUUGCCUGUCUAUUCCCCUCAGGACUACUGGCUCUCUCUCCUUUACAAGCGCCUGAUCGGCCCCAAAGUCUUGGCUGUGCACGUGGCCGGACUCCAGCGGAAGCCACGGCCAGGCCGAGUGAUCCGGGACAAACUAAGGAUUUAUGCUCACUGCACAAACCACCACAACCACAACUACGUUCGUGGAUCCAUUACACUUUUUAUCAUCAACCUGCAUCGAUCCAGAAAGAAAAUCAAACUGGCGGGGACUCUCAGAGACAAGCUCGUGCACCAGUAUCUGCUGCAGCCCUAUGGGCAGGAGGGCCUGAAGUCCAAGUCAGUGCAGCUGAAUGGCCAGCCCCUCGUGAUGGUGGAUGACGGGACCCUCCCAGAAUUGAAGCCCCGCCCCCUGCGGGCCGGCCGGACAUUGGUCAUCCCUCCAGUCACCAUGGGCUUUUAUGUGGUCAAGAACGUCAAUGCUUUGGCCUGCCGCUACCGAUAGACCACCCUCACACUCACACGCCACCAGUGGGCCUGCAGGACUGCCUUCCACUCUUCCACCCUAGUAGUAGCCUUUUUUUUUCCAGACAUCUUAGCAACCAGCCUCCGCCACCCCAUCCUGCUGGAAUCAACAUAGACUUGCUCUCCAAAGAGACUACAUGUUAUAGCCUGAGCUUAGCCUAGGUAGGUCACAUCCAUCCCCAAAGAAAAUGUAGACAUCAUCUGUACCUAUAAAAGGAUAAAGGUAUGUGUAUACAGCUGAAUGCUUCCAUUUGUGUGCACCAUGAAAACAAACUGCCAGCACACUCCCAGGACAAAUGUUUCCAAACAGUUCCCCACGAUCCUGGUCACAUAGCAAUAUAACUACAAAACCCAAACCGUAGCCUGUUGCUGCUACCCUCAGCAGAUGAGGAAAGAAAAAAAACUGGGUGGACUUGCAAGAACCCAGUCCUCUCCUAAUUCCUCCUUUGUCUGUCUCCUGCUGCCUCCCUGGGUUUCCUGACACGUCUCCUUCCAUGGGGGAACAAAUGGGUGAGUCAGCUCUGGCCUGCUGGGUGAGCUGUUUAUGUAAUUUCCCGGCUGAUAUAUGAGUGUGUGCAUCUGGGCUUCUGACAGUGGCAUCCAUCACUGGCUAUUCCUCUGGGACGUGGGUGCUUCAAAAGUAAAAUUACAAUCAUACUCCAGAUUUUGUAAGAAGGUUCUAUUCCUCUGUGAAUCCAGAUUCCAUCACAGUUGGAAUGGGAGUCAGGUAACAAUAUUCACUGAGUGGAAAGCAAUGUAUUAGGUACCACAAAAAGCAAUCAUCAUCCUUCAUGUUACUGUGAGGGAGAGAGAUUUAGUACAAAGAGAAAGCACACUGAAACAUCAAACACACACACACACACACACAUCCCAACUGAACAAAGCAAAUUAGACCUUCCCCAAAAUUGAGAAAAUAUUAACGGCUUGACAGGGUAAGCCCUUAAUUAUGUGGUUGCUAAAACAAUAAAAAGAAAAAGGUGUGAAUCCAAGGUCAUCACUGUGAGACACUAAAUCUAACUUUUCUGCCUCUUCCCAAGUAGCUGUGUGCCUCUCAAUGGCAUUUACUAGGCAGAAAUUCAAUCUGGUUAUUAAAGACGGCCAAGUUCAUCCUAUCCCAGACCAGCUUAUUUGAGCAUAGAACAAACCUUCAGUUGGCCACUCUGGGGAAGAAUGGGGAAUCUGGAGACUGGUGGCAAACUGCGCAGUGGUUGGUGGAAGCUUCUGAGUUGGGCCAGUGAGAAGUGGACUGAUGUGAAGUUCAUCAUGAGGACCUCCCAUAUGAUCCAAA
Molecule: messenger RNA, 1959 nt
Organism: Lemur catta (Ring-tailed lemur)
Lineage: Eukaryota; Metazoa; Chordata; Mammalia; Primates; Lemuridae
Product: inactive heparanase-2-like
Exons: 5
Coding region: 1-651 (216 amino acids)
Cellular component (GO): extracellular matrix
Source: RefSeq, a predicted model, not a curated record